AGCCUGGGGUGGUUUCAUUAAUCUUAGUGCAGGUGUGUGCCCGGGGCGGUGAAGCCAAGAGAGAGGAAAGGCUGGCUGCAGGCUGGUGGCUGGGGCAGAGGAGCAGGCUGGCGGGACGGCCAGAGGGGACUGGGUGUCGCAGUGUCGCUCGCGCCCGGAGUAGAGGCAUACCUGCCCGCAUACUCACUCUCCCGUGGCUCCCUCCACACCAGCUGUCGCCGCGCUCUCCUUCGCGUGGAUAUGAAGUCCCAGCGCCUCACACUCGUGCCCUCGGUCCCUCCUGCUGGGUGUAGAGGAACUUGCGGGUGAAGCGACGCGGCUGUGCAGGAGGUUACGUGAAACAAGGUGCAGGCCGGGUGUCUGGCCUGAGUAGACUCUCGAAGGCCAUCACUUAGAGCUCCCCUCGCGCGCCAUUCACUCAGACGUCGACAUGGGCGUUGAGAGGGGGCGCGCCUCCCAGCGAUCUCACGGGGUGGCAUCCCAGCGUUCCUACGGCACGUCAUCCUCGUCCUCACACGGCUCUAAAACCAAGUGUAAAAACUGUUGUCGAAAGUUUGUGUCGUUCAUGUGUACGCAGGUGGGCGUGGGUGGACUGGUAGUGUCUUACGCCAUCUUUGGAGCAUUCGCUUUCACGGCCAUUGAGGGGAAGAACGGUCACUGGCAGACCAAUCGCACUUCCCUUAUCCACAACAACACCAUCCGCACGCUGUGGAACUUUACGGAACGCCUCAACGUGCUGCACAAGGACCAGUGGUACGAGGAUGUCAACAGCACGCUCCUCGACUUCCAGAAGCGCAUCGUGGAGGUGGUGCUGGACGAGGACUACGACGGCAGGAACCACACGGAGGUAUGGAACUUCCCGGCCUCCCUCAUGUUCUGCCUCAGCGUGUUCUCCAUGAUCGGCUACGGACACAUGACGCCCAGGACAGAGUGGGGCAAGAUCGCCACCAUUAUUUACGCAGUGUUCGGGAUCCCCCUCUACAUCGUCUACUUCAUGAACAUGGGACGCGUGUUUGCUAAGUCGUUCAAGUUCCUGUACCGCCUCAUGUACCGCUGUCUCAACCACGGUCGGGGCGGCAAGUCAGGGCCCGUGGAGAUCGAGGUGGGGGAGGAGGGCGACGAGGCCAUCAUCGUGCCCUCCACCGCCUGCAUCUGGGUCAUGAUCUUCUAUAUGACCACAGGCACCAUCAUGUUCGCAGAGUGGGAGCAGUGGUCUUACCUUGACUCCUGCUACUUCUCCUUCACCUCCCUCGCCAAGAUCGGCAUCGGGGACUUCGUGCCUGGCUUCGGCGGUGGCUUCGGGAAGGCGGCCAGUCAUGACAGCCAGACCAAGCUGAUCAUCAACUUCAUGUACCUGCUGAUCGGUAUGGGACUCAUCGCCAUGUGCUACACGCUCAUGAAGGAGGAAAUCAUGCUCAAGCUGAGAGGCCUCGAGCAGGACAUCAAGGAGAAGCUCUACAUUUGUGGCCUCAAACUUGGUCUGUACGAGGAGGAGCAGUCCUACCCGGAGCCCCGUCCGCCCAUGCAUCCGAGACCCAGAUCCGUGCGUAAGUCAGUACGUCGACGAUAGUGGCGGUGGUGGUGGUGGUGGUGCGUGCCAGGCCUUGAGUGACAGGACAACAGUGGCUUCUCGGUGCUGAUGGAACUGUGACUGUUUCUAGUGAACUGUAUAUGAGUGACGCCCAAGCGGGGAUACAGAUUAAGACGGCGCCAGGGAAGGAGGCAGCGCUCACACCCUCGACCUGCCGUGGUGCCAAGUUCGUCCCCCUGGCGGAGUGGUGGCAGGAGGCGCUGGUCUGGGCUGCCGAUACUUUCCUGUGACUUGUAACCUUCCUUUGGGGCACAGGAUCGUGUAUAGAGGAACGGAGCGCGGCCUCCUAUGGUGUAUUAUAGGGAUUCUUUUCUUUCCACCGUGGCCACAAAUGAUGAACAGGAGGCAUAAGUGUGUGUGUGUGUGUGUGUGUGUGUGUGUGUGUGUGCACGCAAGGCAUCACGUCUUGCUGCUGCAGGGUAAUGGUGGUCUUCAUACACAGUUUACGGAUCAUAAUAAGAAUAGCUUCUGCGGACCUGAAAAUAAACAAGUGCCCCCUGAGCUAUUUUAUCUUUAUUUUAUUUAUUUUUGUGGAAGUAACACAGAUGCAUCUUUGAUCAAAGCUAUAUUUGUACUUGGUGUUAUAUCUACAGUGUACACUAGUGACUGUUAGGAGAUGCUGUGCACAAGUCAACCAAUAAAUAACCCAGAAAUAUAACGAUGUUUCUC
Messenger RNA from Scylla paramamosain (green mud crab), 2260 nucleotides. RefSeq names its product TWiK family of potassium channels protein 18-like. Gene Ontology annotation, cellular component: plasma membrane. Bases 431 to 1570 code for a protein of 379 amino acids. The record is from RefSeq and is a predicted model, not a curated record. NCBI's taxonomy places the organism in Eukaryota, Metazoa, Arthropoda, Malacostraca, Decapoda, Portunidae. Gene Ontology annotation, biological process: stabilization of membrane potential; potassium ion transmembrane transport. Gene Ontology annotation, molecular function: potassium ion leak channel activity; outward rectifier potassium channel activity. The transcript has a single exon.